CCCUGCCAGCUUCAGACUCGCUAUUUUGACAUGGAUGCCAGAUUUGAUCAAUAUAGUCAAUAGAGUUGUAUUUAAUAAUUGGUCGUUUGGAUCAUGCACCGCCUUCUCACAUAGCUGCUUGCGUUGAUCUGAGCUGGGCGCUAGUCAGGUCUGACGAAAAUGGCCUAAGUGCCAGACAAAUCUUUACUUCAAGUGUUUGAGCUAGUUGUCUGUGUGGACGCCAGACCCAUCGCAUGCAGUGCGCAUGAUCCAAGAACAACGCGCGAACUGUGUCGACACGUCGGUCUGUGGAGCUUGGCACGUCACAGAAUUUAGAGACGUGGGUUGAAGAAGUUGAUCUUCAGACCCUCAACCCCCCCAGCUUGGCCCCUUGGAACAUCUUGGAACCAACGCAGACGGGCUGGGCCCUUGGGAGUGGCUUGAUACAUCCUUCCCACUCAGCUGAGCUGACCGAUGGAGGGUGAGAAGGACGUGCUGGGGCAAAGGAUCCAUCGAUGUUCGGAUCAAUUGGCGUCGCCGAAUCAUGGGCCCUGGCGAAACAUGGGCCGAACGGGUUGGAAAGAAAGGGUACCAUAUAACACGAGUCACUCAUUGUGUAUUGGGUAUCUUCGGUGAUUCUUCAAUAGAUACGAGUGUUACUGGUCAAGUAUUUCAUUUAGAGCUGGAUGUUUGUUGAUGAACGCACGAGUUUCUAUGAAUUGCCAGACUCAGGAUCCUGCACUCUAGCCACCUAGUAUGUCAGCUGCUAGGCUUCAAGAUGCGAGUUCAGCGCAGGAAGAUAUUGCUCUCUUUUUCAGUUCUGGCUCAGAGAUGAACUGAAGCAUGCAGUGCUCAGUUCUGUGCUGCAAGCCAUGGCGGUGGUCGAGAAGGCCUUGGAGCCCGUGAGGGAUUGGAGACAGUUCAAAGCAUGGAUGGCUCUUCAACCUCCAAAGGAAAAAGUCACAGGAGAAGCCUCAGGUUACAGAAGCACGCUGGUCAUGGCAGGCUUAGCCGUCUGCGAUGAUGACAUCCCGCCGGCGUCACCAUCCCUGCACGAGUCCGCGCUGUACCAGCAGCCCGUCUCCCUUCAACUUCCAGCCUUAGACGAGACUCGCUUGAAGCUGGGGCGCGAUCGACUAUAUAUGGCCUCCAAGUAUGGAGGCUCUUUGCAAGCGAGCAUGGAGCGAGCGCGCUUCUUCGUGGAGCUUCCCGAGAGCCCACAGCAUCGCAAGUUUUGCUACGAAACCAAAGUGGAUACCAGCCGCAGUGAAAUUGCCAAGCAAGUGGCGCAGGAAGUGGAGGAGGCCAAGGAAGAAGAACGAAAGAUUGCAAGGCGAAAUUCUUUGAUGAAGAUCAAAGAAGGGGGCCUAAGCCCAUUGAUGAUGGCCCAGGAGACGGCGGACCCAUCAAGAAGAUAUCGGAUCGUUGAGAAGGUGAUCAAACGAAAUCGAAUGCCAGAAGACAUCCUCGAGGAAGUCUGGGAAAAGAUCGAAGAGGCUCCUGCAACGGUCUCCUCGAGAUCCAUUGCAUUGGUGCUGAUGCAAAGAGUGGUAGCUGCUUCGAAUUGCCCGGCGAGCCUCGAAGGGCCACUGUUUAACUUCAUCAGAAACAAGCACAAGGAGUUUGUGAAAGAGAGACCAGGCCUGUCAAUGAACCAGGAGAGCUUUGUGGAGUUCUGCCGCUUUUGCGGUGUACUGCUCGAGUACACCGAUCUGGAGAUCCCCACCAGGCGCUCGGCGACGCAGCCCAGGAAGUCUCCGGACUUCGGCUUUACCGACUGAGAGGCUCCCGCCCAAGAAGGCGGCGGCUCCGGAUUGGCGCGGGAUGGAUGGCGGGGCGACCGCGUGCUUGAAGAUCUCUGUGAGAGAAGCACUAGUAAAUAGAUGGUAACAGAAAAAUCAAAGGGCCGUAGCCAGAUGCUUAGGAUGCGAGCAAGGACCGUCUGAGACCUAAAAGGCCUCUCUGGGUGCCGUUCGCAGAAUGGAGAACUGCAUCCUUCCAAGAAGGAUGUGCCUCUAACUUUUUGCAAAUGAACAUUGCCCUGGAAUCGAAGAUUUCCAGACAACCGCCGUAUGACCCAAGUGGACCUGAAAAAGAG
Messenger RNA from Durusdinium trenchii, 2077 nucleotides. Lineage: Eukaryota; Dinophyceae; Suessiales; Symbiodiniaceae. The record is from the annotation of a GenBank genome assembly.